Daktulosphaira vitifoliae (grape phylloxera) is the source of this 1230-nucleotide messenger RNA. RefSeq lists its product as uncharacterized. The record is from RefSeq and is a predicted model, not a curated record. The transcript has 4 exons. Bases 1 to 948 code for a protein of 315 amino acids. NCBI's taxonomy places the organism in Eukaryota, Metazoa, Arthropoda, Insecta, Hemiptera, Phylloxeridae.
AUGUCACGUAACCAAGUAUUUGUAAAAUUGAAUUUGCAUGAAAGUGCGGCGCUUGCUGUUNAUUUAAGAUUUGUAAAAUUGAAUUUGCAUGAAAGUGCGGCGCUUGUUGUUAACGAGUGUCUAAUUUACUGGAAAAAAGCUCGAAUACAUACGCAAGAUCCAGCUAAUAUUAUAAGAAAAUUAAAAAAGUUUUACGAUGAACUGAGAAAUUUAGAGAAAAAUAAAACCAGGACCAGCGACUUAUACAAGAAAAGAGAACAAAAUUUUGUAGACCAAAUCGAAGAAUUGUUUGAUAUAGCUCAUGCUAAUGCAAUCAGUCUAAUGAAGAUCCAGGAAGAUAUUGAUUUUUUGCGACUUCAACGAACUAAGGGACGUCCCGGAUGUAUGAUGGGAGUAGAUAUGAAUUUAACCCAAGCAGAAAAAAAAAUGCAAAUAAGACAAGAACAGAAAAAUAAAAUACUUAUACCUCACUCAGAUACAGAAACUUUAUUAGAAGAAAAAUAUUCAUGUACUUCAUCGGAUUCAUGUGAUAUGGAAAUCGUAAGUGAAGAAGAGAGACAAUUUUCACCAGUAGCAGACUAUAAUACAAAACGCAAAAUGGCUGAAAAAAUUCUAAGUUAUAAUGAUGAUGAUGAUGAAGAAACUAAUCUGAAUAAAAAGUUAACUCUUACACCAGACGAUGUCCCCAAUUUUCUUCAAAAAGACCUACCAACUGAUUUAAUAACUUCCAAAUCAAUUGAAAUGUUUAAGCGGUUUAAAAUUCAAACAAAUUUUUUAAGCAUUGAUCCAGCUUAUUGGAAUUAUCAGGAAGACUUCAAAACAGGUAGAGAAAUAAUCAAAUCAUUGAAAAUAGUUAACGACACAGCUGAGAGAAGAGUCAAGCUAAUGGAAGAAUAUAAUGAUAAAUUUACUAAAGACGAAGAACAAAACAAUUUUUAUUGCAGGUAAAUUUAACAAUUUUUAUUUUUAACUUAACUUAAUUAUAUCGCUUAAAUUUUUAGACCGUCUAAGAUUAUCAAAAAAAAUAUCCAAAAUGUGAUAGAGAAACAUUAAAAAAAAUAUAUUAAGAGAAAAAUACUAGUUCCAUGUAGAUAAAUGUGCUAUGAAUUUUGUAAUAAUUAUGUGUUGAUAGAAUGGAUUAUACAUUUUUUUUUAUUUAAUCUUAGUCAAUAUUCAUGAAAUUAUUAUAUAGUUAUUUUAUACAAUUUUUUACUUAGCUUUUUUUUAGCU